Molecule: messenger RNA, 1406 nt
Organism: Cuscuta epithymum
Lineage: Eukaryota; Viridiplantae; Streptophyta; Magnoliopsida; Solanales; Convolvulaceae
Source: the annotation of a GenBank genome assembly
CUUUUGUUCAUUCUCUCAUCUUCUCCGCACAUUAUUACGAUUUAGAGAAUUAAUUAAGUUUAGCCGCAAGAAUUAAAUUGCUCCAAGAAUAUGGCAAUCACUAUUGAUUUGAAAAGGAUGGACGAACAGCUCAAGCCCCACGUCGACAGGCUUCUCAACGUCCUAGACAGCGGCGGCCGCCAACCAGCCGCCGGCAAAACUCGACUCCUUGGGACGGAGGAUCUACUGUUUGGCACAGAAAAAAGACUUGUCAAAGAAAAGGGUCGCCUCCAUUCAACGCCAAAACCUGGCGGUGGCGGCAGGAAUCCUCUGUUUGGGAGGGCGGAAAGCGGUGGCCAUCAGCGGUCUACGGAGGCCGCCGGAGAAAGGCAUCCGGAACUGCCGGCGGAAGGGUGGCAGUUGGACCCCAAGAAAUUGACGAUCAAAGCUCUCAUCGGUGAAGGUGCCUCUGGAUUCAUUUAUAGAGGAUCUUACAACGCUCUUGAUGUAGCAGUGAAAGUCUUCGAAUGGGAAGAUGUAAACACAAGACAGAAAGUAGAAAACGAUUUCCUCCAUGAAGUUGCUGUUUGGUAUCAUUUAGAUCACCCCAAUAUCGCAAAGUUUAUUGGAGGAAUAAGGAGUUUAUCAAAGGUGAACAUUAUACCCAAACACAGCUUUAGGGUGCCGAAGAAUGGCUACUGCAUAGUGGUGGAAUACCUCUCCGGUGGAUCUCUCCAAACACACCUCUCCAAACACCGGACUAAGAAGCUUUCUGAGAGGGAUAUCCUUCACUUUGCUAUUGAUAUUGCUAAAGGAUUGUGCUAUCUUCACUCAAAGAAAAUUGUCCAUAGAGAUGUGAUGACCCAAAAUUUACUUCUCAACAAACAAGGACACGUAAAGUUCGUGGACUUCGGAGUUUCUCGAUUGGAGGCCGCAAAAAGAAAUAUGAUGACGGCGACUGCCGGAACACAAUGUUAUAUGGCUCCGGAAGUAUAUGAUGGAAAGGAAUAUGACCACAAAUGUGACGUAUACAGCUUUGGUAUUUGUUUGUGGGAGAUAUGCAACUGUGCCUUCAUUGUCUACCAAGACCGAAAACUUGACGCACCAGAUUCAUGCCCAAAGGGUCUAGCUGAUGUGAUGAAGAUGUGUUGGGAUUCGGAUUCACGCAAAAGACCAGAGAUGGAUAUGGUUGUAAAGAGGCUAGAAGCAAUCUACACAUCCGAAUAUGCAUCAAGAGAAGUACAUUCUAAAGGUGUAGGCUGUGUCUCCUUACUUUCAGGCCUACGAAAGCAUUCCCAUUCCUAGCGAGCUGGCUGCUGAUUAUAGCAUUUUUAAUUGAUAGUUUAUAGAGUUUUGUGACAAUUGAAAGUAAGAGUAGGGGUAGCUUAGCUAGACUAAUAGAAUGUCAUGUAUAAUGUCACGAUUGA